AAAGUAAUAACAACAAAGUUUUCAUUGGGUCCAUUUCUGCUACAAACACAAAGUUAGAGUCCACAGCCUCAUCCCAUCCAGCCAAAAGAGAAACAGGAAAGGAGGGAGGAAAAGAAAGAAAGGAAAGGAAAAGAGAGACGCAGAGGGGACGCUACUCGAUUGUGUAGAGAUUUAGGCCGCCGGAAAGGUCUAUACGGCAUGAACCCUGGGAUGCUGCAGACCUCGCUGGUGCAGCAGAUGAUGGCCGGAAACCCUGCGUGGUGGAGCCCGAACGGCGUCAGGCCACCACUUCCUCCUCCUCCUCAUUCGCCGGCAGCUCCUCUGCAGCUGCCUUCUUCUCAGGCUUCUGCUGCUUCUUCUUCCUCGUCGUCGUCCCCCGCCUCCUCUUCCUCCUCCGUGAUCAUGCAUCAUCCGUAUCCACCACCUUCUUCGCUUGUCAUGAGCUCGUCAUGGAACGAGAGCCAAGAUUUUCCGGAUUCCUGGAGCCAAUUACUCUUAUGUGGGUUGGUGGGAGAUGAGAAGAGUUACUUUGGAGGCAUUCCAGUAAAGAAGAUGGAGAAUUGGGACGAUCAGAUGCUGAUGAUUCCCGACUCCAGUACCCAAACAAUGGCAGAAGUGAAGAAGGAGCAUCUUGAUCAGAGCUACGUUUACUCUCUUCAUCACCACCAACGAAACAACGGUGAAGAUCUCCAAGCAACAAGACCAACCUGGCCGCAGAUUAACCACCCCGUAUCUUCACCUCCUAGUUCCUGUAUCACUAGCUAUAGCAGUAGCAUUCUUGAUUUCUCCAACAGCAGGCCAGAGAAACAGCACCACACAUCAGAUCGUUCAACAGAGUGUAAUAGCUCGGCAACAGGUUCUGCACCAAAGAAAGCCAGGAUUCAGACCACCUCACCUGGACAGACUCAGUUUAAGGUUAGAAAGGAGAAAUUGGGUGACAGAAUCGCAGCUCUACACCAACUUGUUUCCCCCUUUGGAAAGACUGACACUGCGUCUGUAUUGCUAGAAGCUAUUGGGUACAUAAGAUUCCUUCAGAGUCAAAUUGAGUGCUUGAGCUCCCCGUACAUGGGCAGUGCCUCAGCAUGCUUGGCAGAGCCUGUACAAUGUGAGAGAGGAGGUUGCAUAUUCCCAGAAGACCCAGGACAGUUGCUGAAUGAAUCGUGCUUGAAGAGAAGAGCGGCAGCAGAUCAGCAGGUGAGGGACGAGCAGAAGAAGGACCUAAGGAGCAGAGGGCUGUGCCUUGUGCCUGUGUCUUGUAUUCUGCCCGUUGGUAGCGAGAAUGGUGCUGAUUUUUGGGCUCCGGCGAUCGGUGGAGGCGGAUUCCGGUGAGGGAUCAUAUGCGGAAGCAUACUUGGAGCUCAGUGGAUUGAUAUAACAUCAUGAGCGGUCAAUCUGCUCAAGAUAUCGAAGGCUGAUUGCUCAUGAUGCUAUGUCUCUUUUCUCUCCCUCCUUGUAUCAAUAAUCAAGCCUGCGACCUUUCAUGGCUGCCCACCACUCCACUCUCUUCUUCAUCAGUUGUUUCUUAAUUUUUAAUAUUUUCAUAGCCUGCUUCCUUCUGUACUCUCUACCACUAAAUUAGUAGUAUGACUUUAAUUCUGCUGCCUUUAUUUAAAGCA
Molecule: messenger RNA, 1616 nt
Organism: Nymphaea colorata (pocket water lily)
Lineage: Eukaryota; Viridiplantae; Streptophyta; Magnoliopsida; Nymphaeales; Nymphaeaceae
Product: transcription factor bHLH68-like
Exons: 9
Coding region: 199-1329 (376 amino acids)
Biological process (GO): regulation of transcription by RNA polymerase II
Cellular component (GO): nucleus
Molecular function (GO): protein dimerization activity; DNA-binding transcription factor activity, RNA polymerase II-specific; RNA polymerase II cis-regulatory region sequence-specific DNA binding
Source: RefSeq, a predicted model, not a curated record